AUGGAAGACGAAAUCGCUGCUCUCGUUAUUGACAAUGGAUCCGGAAUGUGCAAAGCCGGUUUCGCUGGUGAUGACGCGCCUCGUGCCGUCUUUCCCUCAAUUGUGGGUCGUCCUCGUCAUCAAGGAGUGAUGGUUGGUAUGGGACAAAAAGACUCAUACGUAGGUGAUGAGGCUCAAUCGAAGAGAGGAAUCCUCACCCUCAAGUAUCCCAUUGAGCACGGUAUUGUGACCAACUGGGAUGACAUGGAGAAAAUCUGGCAUCACACUUUCUACAACGAGCUCCGCAUUGCCCCCGAAGAGCAUCCAGUUCUCCUCACCGAGGCUCCACUCAACCCAAAGAACAACCGUGAGAAGAUGACCCAGAUCAUGUUCGAGACUUUCAAUACCCCAGCGAUGUAUGUGAAUAUCCAAGCUGUUCUCUCCCUUUAUGCCUCUGGACGUACCACCGGUAUCGUCUUGGAUACUGGAGAUGGUGUCACGCACACCGUUCCGAUUUACGAGGGAUAUGCUCUUCCGCACGCCAUUCAGAGACUCGAUCUCGCCGGACGUGAUCUCACCGACUAUCUCAUGAAGAUCCUCACUGAGAGAGGAUACACUUUCACUACUACCGCUGAGCGAGAAAUCGUUCGUGACGUCAAGGAGAAACUCUGCUAUGUGGCUCUCGACUUUGAUCAAGAGUUGUCGGCUGCUUCCGCCUCGUCGUCUCUUGAGAAGAGCUAUGAGCUCCCUGACGGACAAGUGAUCACCAUUGGAAAUGAGCGAUUCAGGUGCCCUGAAGUGCUCUUCCAGCCAGCUUUCAUCGGAAUGGAGGGUAGCGGAAUCCACGAGACUACCUACUACUCGAUCAUGAAGUGUGACGUCGACAUCAGAAAGGACUUGUACGCUAACACCGUUCUUUCUGGUGGAACCUCGAUGUUCCCAGGAAUUGCCGACCGAAUGCAGAAGGAGAUUCAACAUCUUGCUCCAAGCACGAUGAAGAUCAAGAUCAUCGCGCCACCCGAGCGCAAAUACUCGGUGUGGAUCGGUGGAUCGAUUCUCGCCUCGCUUUCCACUUUCCAACAAAUGUGGAUCUCGAAGCAAGAGUACGACGAGUCAGGCCCGUCAAUCGUUCACCGAAAAUGCUUC
Messenger RNA from Mesorhabditis belari, 1125 nucleotides. The record is from the annotation of a GenBank genome assembly. NCBI's taxonomy places the organism in Eukaryota, Metazoa, Nematoda, Chromadorea, Rhabditida, Rhabditidae.